ACUCCUGCUCUUGCUUUUCUAUGUUUUGUUGCAAUUAGGGGUGUUACUGGAAUUCAAGUGCGUAGAAACUCUAACCUUCAAGAGCCACUGCUUCUUGAAGAAGAAGCAGGGUGUCUUAAUGUUACCCCUUAUAGUGAAGCUGGCCUUUUUAGUUUGGCCACUCUUUCCUGGUUGAAUUCACUUCUUUCCAUAGGGGCAAAGAGACCGCUUGAGCUAAAGGAUAUUCCAUUGCUUGCACCGAAAGAUCGUUGCAAGACAAAUUAUAAGAUAUUGAACUUGAAUUGGGAGAAGUUGGAGAAUCCUUGUAAGCAGCCUUCUUUAGCUUGGGCAAUUCUCAAAUCUUUCUGGAAGGAGGCUGCUUGUAAUGCAGUAUUUGCAGGGGUGAACACCUUAGUUUCAUAUGUGGGUCCUUAUAUGAUUAGCUACUUUGUGGAUUACUUGGGAGGAAGGGAGACUUUCCCGCAUGAGGGCUACAUUCUUGCAGGAAUUUUCUUCACUGCAAAAUUAAUGGAGACCUUCACAACCCGGCAAUGGUAUCUUGGAGUCGACAUUUUGGGAAUGCAUGUUAGAUCAGCUCUCACAGCAAUGGUAUAUCGGAAAGGACUCAGGCUUUCGAGUUCAGCCAGGCAGAGUCACACGAGUGGGGAGAUCGUUAACUACAUGGCAGUUGACGUGCAAAGAGUCGGGGACUAUUCUUGGUAUCUACAUGACAUAUGGAUGCUUCCUCUUCAAAUUGUCCUUGCCCUUGCUAUUUUAUAUAAGAACGUCGGGAUUGCAUCUGCUGCCACAUUGGUUGCCACUAUUAUAUCCAUUGUUGCAACUGUUCCAUUGGCAAGGGUUCAAGAAGAUUACCAAGACAAGUUAAUGUCCGCCAAGGAUGAGAGGAUGAGGAAGACUUCUGAAUGCCUUGGGAAUAUGAGGAUUCUCAAGUUGCAAGCAUGGGAGGAAAGAUACAGAGCUUUGCUCGAAGAUAUGCGAAGUGUGGAAUUCAAGUAUCUCCGAAAAGCUCUUUACUCACAG
Messenger RNA from Olea europaea var. sylvestris, 1020 nucleotides. RefSeq names its product ABC transporter C family member 5-like. The record is from RefSeq and is a predicted model, not a curated record. The annotation marks the transcript as partial. Gene Ontology annotation, molecular function: ABC-type transporter activity; ATP binding. Gene Ontology annotation, biological process: transmembrane transport. The transcript has a single exon. Gene Ontology annotation, cellular component: plant-type vacuole; vacuolar membrane. Lineage: Eukaryota; Viridiplantae; Streptophyta; Magnoliopsida; Lamiales; Oleaceae.